This is a messenger RNA of Pichia membranifaciens NRRL Y-2026, 3549 nucleotides long. RefSeq lists its product as hypothetical. Gene Ontology annotation, molecular function: protein binding; nucleosome binding. Gene Ontology annotation, cellular component: nucleus; HIR complex. Gene Ontology annotation, biological process: regulation of DNA-templated transcription; chromatin remodeling; DNA-templated transcription. NCBI's taxonomy places the organism in Eukaryota, Fungi, Ascomycota, Pichiomycetes, Pichiales, Pichiaceae. The transcript has a single exon. Bases 16 to 3303 code for a protein of 1095 amino acids. The record is from RefSeq and is a predicted model, not a curated record.
GGCCAAAAAGCAACCAUGUUCAUCCACAAUCCGUUUUUGAACGCAGGGUCGUCUCUAUUUGUGUCUGUCAACUCGACGAAUCAGUACGUCGCAACGGCUAGUAUCGAUGGAAACAUAUCAAUUCGGUCUGUCCGCAACAUAGCCGAGAUAUACAGACAACCGUCCCCGAAAUCAAAUGAAAAUGGAGGUCAGAAGGAUUUGGCUCCAACCGAAGAUCCCACAAGGACAGAAAAUGAUCUCAAUGGCGCAGAAUCAAAACCCAAACCAGAGAUUGCCGAAAAUACGACACACAGUGUCCCCUAUACAAGCACAUCCAAAUACACAAAACCUCUCCACGAAGUGUCAAAGACCCCUGAGCUUGAUUCAUUUCGAAUUACAAAUGCACAACGAGUUUUGAAUAUAGUGGGUGUUAGAAGCAGAAGUAAAAUAACAUCUUUAAGAUAUGCUAACCUUUCGACAAACGCAAAUCUAUUGGCAGCUGUGUAUAAGAAUGGUGAGGUGUACAUUGUUACAAACCCACAAGAUGUAAAUAAGUGCCGAAUACAACAAAUCUUCAAGCACGUAAACGGGCUGCUGUUGGACUUCUCAUGGUCCGCAGAUGAUCAGUUGAUGGCUUUUACAUCCAUGAACAAUGAGGUGAUUAUCUACGACGUGAUCUACGGAAAAAUUAUCUCCAAUUUACAUUUACAUGAAAAUACCGAGGUAAUAAAUUCAAAGGAUGGAACUACUGAAGAGAUAAGUAUUCCAGUGAAAGGUGUCGCAUUUGAUAAAACACAAAACUGUUUUCUAGUUACCUUAGGUGACGACAGAGCCCUGAAAAUCGUCAAAUACAAACUAGUAACUGAUGAAAUUUUGGGAAGAAAAAUAGAGUAUUCAAUCGUGAAAGAGUUUGAUGGAAUAAUAAACAGCGCCAAGUUGAACAAGGCUACUAUCAAGAAGCUGUCAUUUUCUCCAGAUGAUGUACUAAUCUCUUGUCCAAAUACGUCAAAGAGUAGAACUAUGAAAGUUACGUUGGUUUCAAAAGAUCCAAGCAGUGACAGCUGGAAGAUAUCAAACCAAUUAGUGGCACAUGGCUAUAAGUCUUUCAUGACAAUAUUCUCGCCCUGUGUAUAUAGAAAUGAGAAGAAUGAAGUAUUUUACGUUUUGGCAUCACUAUCAACCGAUUCUGCAUUAUCCAUCUGGCGAACUGACAUGGACAUACCAGUUUAUGCUGUAACGGACUUAGCUCCAUCGAUUUUGGAUUUUUGUUGGAGCUCGGAUGGCUCGAUGAUAUUCUUGACACCUCAAAAUGGCAGCAUGAUAGUGGCCGUCUUCAAGGAAAAUGAAUUCGGAAUUCCACUUUACCAAAACAACGAACUAACGUUAGACUUGCAUAAGAAAACAAGAGAACUAUUACCAAUAGAAUUUGAAAAAAUGACAAAAUGGAGAUCUUUUAUGAAUGACCACCCUCAACUUGUCAAAGAGAAAGAACAAGAGAUUCUCGACGCUGAGCUGAGAAAAAUAAAAGUAAAGCCAGCAGAAAUCAAACCGUUAUCGGCCACUCCUAUCGAGCAGCCCAAAGUAAAAGGGGAAACUUCUCCUACUAUUAAUGACAAAAAGGAAAAGGUAAAAGAGAAGGAUACAGCUGAAGUUAAAAACAAUGAUUUAGAUAAAGAAAAGAAGAAUGAAAAAGAGAAAGUCAAAGAAACGAAUAGCGAUGAAAUGACAAAAGAAGAACCAAGACAAAACACUCCAAUAAAGGACAAAAGCCCUAAAAGCAAAAUACCUGACGAUCAAGCAGCAGAUCAAGAAAAGUCAAAAAAAGAUGCUAAGGAAGUCAAACCAAGUAAUACUUCUCCUCAAAAGAGUAACAAGAACACUCAAGGAAAAGCCGAUGGCGAAAAUUCCAAGAAGAGGCCUGCUUCGACAUCGAAUUAUGAUCUGCCAUCAAAUUCUGUUCCGAAAGAUUUAAACUCUAAAGUAGUUAAGAUGAUGAAAAAAGAUCUAGGACAAUCGGCAACUAACCCUAAUAGCAAUUCUAACAACACUGGAAAAAAGAAGAGAGAUGCAGAACCAGUUGACUUUGUUGGUGCUGUAGCCGUUAAUCCUCAGAUCUCUUUUAGUAACAUCCGUAUUGCAAUUCCAAAACUGAGGACGAAAAUUUCAUACAGAAUACCGGAUGAUAAAACUUACCAUCUAACUGUGCGAAAUGGUAAUGGAUUUGAAUCACAACCUACCAGAAUAUCUUUGUCAAAAGAGGUCUCCAAAAUGGACAGCAAACAGAUUUUUGUGGAUUUUUUGCCUCAUAAAAUUCACAUUGUGUCUGGGUCAUUUCGAUUUUGGGCUUUGUCAACGCCAACCGGGCAAGUUUUAACAUAUACAGAGUCUGGGCGGAGAGUUUUACCAGCUAUAGUACUAGGUUCUCCACUAUCAUUUUUGGAAAUGAAAAACCAGUUUUUGUUGGCCGUAACGUGCACAGGAGAACUAUACGUGUGGGAUCUCGACAAAAAAAUCUCAAUAUUCAAACCUGUAUCACUAUAUCCAUUAUUACAACCCAUCUACUCUUCUGGGAAGUCUUCUUCAGCUAGCGCAUCUGCUGUUGCUGCAUCUGCUGAUAACAAUGAGAGUGGCGGGGGAAACAUCAACGUGAACAUGGAAGCUAAUGGGUUAGUUUUUGUUAAUGGUGAGUUAUUAACCAGAAGUGAAAAUCUUACCAUAUGUUCUAUCACAGCCCAGGGAAUUCCAAUAGUUACUCUCAGCAACGGCAAUGGAUAUUUGUUCAACAAAGACAUGAACACCUGGUCUUUAAUUAGCGAUUCCUGGUGGGCAUUUGGUUCUCAAUACUGGGACAGUUCAAUGUCUGUCGAUUCUUUAAAAAAUAUGGGUCUUUUAGAAUUUAUGGAAUCACAUACCAAUGAUGAAAUCAAUCGUAGAGGUAAAGCUAAAUUUUUCUCAAAGAUUUCGAAGAUGAUGCUUAUGAGAGAAGGAUAUGAAAACUUGGAAACGAUUAUAUCUUUGAAUCAUCUUGAAAAUAAGAUAAACUUCUACCUCUACCUGAAAGAUUAUAGUAACUAUAAGAUGUUUCUUAUUGUUUAUGCAAAAAGAUUGAGCGAAUUGAAUUUGAAGAACCGGCUACUAGAAAUUUUGCAGUCUUUGUUUAUAGACAGAAAUGGUAAGAUAUGCGGACAUUCAAAAAAGGAGCUUUUGGAGGAGCUUCUUCUCAGUUGCUCAAAGCAUAGGGAAGUUCAACACAUAUUGGUGCAAUAUAGUGAAUCAAUUGGCCUACUACCAGAAGCAGAUGAUUCCGACAUUGAUAUAUUGUGAAUAGAGAAAUGUCAAUUUGUAUAAUUCAUUUGUAAUUACAAGAUAAUCAGAUUUACUGUUUAAAUAUUUGCAUGUAAAAGUAAUAGUGUUCAACAAUAUUUCUUUAAUAAUGUCCCAUCCCGACCAGUCUCAUGACAUCCUUAAGCGUUUCAUUCGCAACACUUCUGGCUUUAUCAGUGCCUCGCUGACUCCAUCUCUCCAAUAAUUCCGGAUUGGCAAUGAGUUCUUUAAACUUUCUGGCAGGUU